UCAUAUCAAAUAAUAACCACUCGAUGAAAUUAUUUAAACCGAAAAAAAAGUAUCGUCCUGGUGAGCCUCAGAUCUAUGGGAUUCCGCCGGAUGAGAAAAUCAGCUAUGCCGGCCGCAUAUAUGGCCUGACUCUCAUCCUGGCCGCCAUUGCCUUGAUUCAGUGGGUCAUCAUUGGAUUGACCAUUGGCAAAAUCAGUCUGAUAAAACACGAGGCCCUCUAUGGCUGGUGGCUGUUGGGUACCUUCUAUUUGGUGGCCGUCCUUGCCUGGACCAAGUUGGGACGUAAGGUACCGUUCAACUACAUCCUGCUCGGGAUUAUUGUCGAGACCUCUACCAUAUACAUUGCCAUGGAGCAGAGGAAAAGUGAAAAUAAUGUGGUCAACUUUUAUGCCUGCGUCAUUGUGGUGGCCCUCAUAUUGGCGUCCAUCUUUUGGGGCGCCUACUUUCCCAUGUUCAUUGUGCCGGGCGAUUUGCUGCUCAGCAUUUUGGUGGCCAUAUCCAAUAUCAUGAUGCUUUUGUUCUUUAUCAACGCCUACUUUAUCCACUGAGGGAUUUGCAUUGCUGUCCGAAAUACCUUUGCCGUGAUUGCCGUCUCCGUAAUGAUGUACACGGCGACCAUUAUCCAUGACCGACAGUUCGAUGUGCCCAAGAACGAGUAUCUGUUCCUGAGUGCCUUGCAGUUUUUCGCCUAUAUGGUGCUCAACGAGCGCAUCCUUACUCUAGCCACCACUGAUAGUAGCACGGAUAGAUGCGUUCAACAUUAGUCAAUAACUCACAUCGAACUACUUUUAACUACUGACUUUCAAAUAAUAAAUAUACUGACAAAGUU
Messenger RNA from Drosophila serrata, 829 nucleotides. RefSeq lists its product as uncharacterized. The record is from RefSeq and is a predicted model, not a curated record. NCBI's taxonomy places the organism in Eukaryota, Metazoa, Arthropoda, Insecta, Diptera, Drosophilidae.